This is a messenger RNA of Anopheles coluzzii, 2216 nucleotides long. RefSeq names its product glucose dehydrogenase [FAD, quinone]-like. The transcript has a single exon. Gene Ontology annotation, molecular function: oxidoreductase activity, acting on CH-OH group of donors; flavin adenine dinucleotide binding. The record is from RefSeq and is a predicted model, not a curated record. Lineage: Eukaryota; Metazoa; Arthropoda; Insecta; Diptera; Culicidae. The coding region runs from base 165 to 2027 and encodes 620 amino acids.
GUGAGAAUUCAGAACGCGACCAGUACGGACGUGCACGGCUCUGGUGACCACGCGGUGUGAUAUUAUAAUUAGUGUCGGUUAGAUCAUCCCCGUAAAAGCUUUAGGGAUCAAUUUGGAACAUAUAUAUCUAACUAUAUGAUUCAAAGCAUCAUUAUUGCAUCGAAAUGCUUCGUCGACUAACGUUUUGGUGCGUGAUAGUGUUGUUCAUCUGUAGGUGGCAAACAUCUAUGGCUCAGUUACCUGGAGUACAAAGUAUCAUACAAUUCUACCGGGACGGCGAUGAACGUUUGAAGUAUGAAAAGCCCGAUCAGCGACCCUUGUUGCCCGAGUACGAUUUCAUCAUUGUUGGUGGUGGAUCUGCCGGCUGUGUUUUGGCAAACCGACUCACAGAAAUAUCCCAUUGGUCGGUGCUGCUGAUCGAAGCUGGACCGCGCGAGAACCUUUUGAUGGAUAUACCGAUAUUUGCCCAUUAUCUACAGGGAUUAAGUAUCAAUUGGGACUAUCGUACGAAGUCAAGCGAUCAGUGCUGUUUGGCGUUUAAGAACAAUCAAUGCCGCCUUCCUCGGGGCAAAGUGAUGGGCGGCUCAAGCGUUCUUAACUACAUGAUCUACACCCGCGGUAAUCGCCGAGACUAUGAUGCGUGGGCAGCAAAAGGAAAUGCUGGCUGGUCCUUCAAUGAUGUGUUGCCGUACUUCCAAAAGCUUGAGAAAAAUAUCGUUCCUGACUCUCACCCUAUGUACGCUGGUCGCAAUGGCCCCGUCACGAUAUCAUAUCCCAGCUAUCGCACCAGCGUGGCUCGCGCGUUUGUGAAAGCAAACAUGGAAUUAGGCCUGCCCUACGUUGACUAUAACGGACCCAGCCAGAUCGGAACAUCCUUUAUUCAAAGCACCACGAAGAAUGGCCAGCGUGUAUCCUCCAACAACGCCUAUCUUUACCCGAUACGAAACCGAACCAAUUUGCAUAUUAUUCGAAACGCUCACGUCACAAAGAUUCUGCUCAAUCGUGAUACGAAGAGGGCCACAGGUGUUCAGUUCUAUGCGAACCAUCGCUAUCAAAAGGUUCGUGCUCGUCGUGAAGUGAUUGUUUCCGCUGGGGCUAUAGGUUCGCCACACCUGCUCAUGCUGUCCGGUAUCGGUCCGGCCAAGCAUCUACGCCUGAAAGGUAUACAGCCCUUGGCAAAUCUUGCCGUCGGGUUUAACUUUCAAGAUCAUGUGGCGGGUGGAGCAUUAACGUUUCUCAUCAAUCACACGGAAACGCUCACUUCCAAACGCAUGUUCACAUUGGAAAGUUUUAUGGAAUACGAACACCAACACACAGGUAUGAUGGCGUCGACUGGAGCGUGUGAGGCGAUCAGUUUUCACGACACAACUCAACCACCCAAUCGCGCCAACGAAGCUGGUUGGCCCGAUCUGGAACUGCUAUUAAUCGGAGGCACACACGCAGCCGAUCGUAUUUACGAAUCCAACUUUAACUACAAACCGGAAACUUUUAACGCCCUGUUCGGUGAUAUUGAGCGACGCGGACUGGAGGGAUACACAGUAUUCCCGAUGAUUUUACGACCUCGCAGCAAGGGUCGAAUACGUUUGGCCAGUGCUGAUCCCUUUGAGCAUCCGAUUAUUCAACCUAACUACCUCGGAGAUCCGUAUGACUUGGAGGUUUCUGUGCGUGGGAUCCGUAAGGCGAUUGAGCUCACGAAAACUAACACGCUCAAAAGUUUCGAUGCUCGGUUGCUCGACAUUCCGAUACCGGGGUGUGAGCAGCACAGAUUUGACACCGACGAUUACUGGAAGUGCUUUACGCGACACGUGACGUACACGAUCUACCACCACGUGGGUACGUGUAAGAUGGGCCCGGCAAGUGAUAGGCUGGCGGUGGUAGAUCCCCGUCUGCGCGUGCACGGUGUGAAGGGAUUACGGGUGAUCGAUGCUAGCGUUAUGCCGGAUAUUCCGGCGGCUCAUACCAACGGGCCAACAAUCAUGAUUGCUGAAAAGGGUGCCGAUAUGAUCAAGGAAGAUUGGAACUUGUAAGGAAUUGUUGCAAUAAAAAUUGUGUUACUAUCCUAGCCUGUGCAGAAUUAUACAUUGUCUUUCGCGGUUUACAACCAACCGGUGAGCCACAUAGCAUUUUGAAAAGAUUAUAUGCUGCGUCUAAGUAAAAUACCCAAUGCCUAAUACCGGUGCAAUUGAAGCAGUUAGUUCAUCGAUUACGAUCAUAAA